Messenger RNA from Pararge aegeria (speckled wood butterfly), 2931 nucleotides. It is a transcript of the gene tank, whose product is annotated as etoposide-induced protein 2.4 homolog. The transcript is spliced from 7 exons. The record is from RefSeq and is a predicted model, not a curated record. NCBI's taxonomy places the organism in Eukaryota, Metazoa, Arthropoda, Insecta, Lepidoptera, Nymphalidae. Gene Ontology annotation, biological process: macroautophagy. Bases 27 to 971 code for a protein of 314 amino acids. Gene Ontology annotation, cellular component: endoplasmic reticulum.
GAAGUGAAAAGUUUCUUGACAUCAAUAUGGAAAGCGUUACGAAUUUUUCUGUAUCGCUUAUCAAAGGUUUUAUAGACAGUUUGCGUGGUGUAACAGUGCUACUUUAUUUAGAUAAAGAAAUCAACGAGCGUGCUCUCAGUCGGACGUCUCCCAUCGAUUUUGAUGAUAGUAAACAUAAGCAAAAACAACCAAAAGUUCAACAGGAAUCAAAAGUACUUACUAGAGUUUUACAAUCAUGCAUUCUGAAUGGGUUUAUAUUUUUACUUAGCAUACUUAUAUUUGAGUAUGUGCUGUUACCAGCGGUAAAGUACUUAGUGAUACUCAUAUUUGGGCACAAUCCAGGAGUUGCUCAUAGUGUGUGGGGAUGGAUGCAACCUUUCUUGUCUAUGACCUUCCGGAUGAUAUGGGUUCUUCCACUGUUUCUUCUUAGUAAGCUGGUUAAUAGUCUGUGGUUUCAAGAUAUUGCUGACUCAGCAUACAGGCACAGGCGAGGCCGACCGCAGUUCAUGUCCAGCGUCAGUAAAAUCAUUGCCGACUCAUUAUUUAGUUUAUUGGUGCAAGCGUUAUUUCUAGUUCAGAGUAUGCUAGUCAGUAUGUUACCCAUAACAUACAUAGGGGAGUUAUUAUGCCUGGUGCACAUGUGCCUUCUGUACUCACUGUACUCUUUCGAGUACAAAUGGUUCAACAUGGGAUGGGAACUUCACAAGAGGUUGACCUUCAUAGAGACCAAUUGGCCGUAUUUCCUUGGUUUCGGUCUGCCUUUGGCCGUGCUGACUCAAAUCCCGCAGUCUUAUAUUAUAAGUGGUUGUGUGUUUUCAAUCUUCUUCCCGGUGUUCAUACUGAGCGGGAACGAAGCCACGCCUGUCACAGGAAGUGAUUACCCCCUCAGACUGUUCUCGCCUGUGGUGGCGAUAUCCAAUGGCAUGUUCCGCUUCGUGAGACACAGCGCGGCAGACGACAAAACCAGAUGAUACCUAUAGUGGUAUCGGCGUAAGGGGUCGUAGUUACAUCUAGGGUUCACGCUUAACUCAAGCGAAAGCUUAGUACAGCAUUUUUUUUUAUUCUACUACAAGUUAGCCCUUGACUGCAAUCUCACCUGGUGGUAAGAUGUUAGGGAUGGCAGUUACAUUAAGCCCCUAAUCGGUUUCUAGCGACAUCGUACCGGAGAACUAAAGCGCACGGCACAUCUUUUUCGGUAGGGUGGUAACGGGCACGGCCGAAGCCUUCCACCAGACUAGACCAGAGAAAAUUUAGACCUAAAAUUUUUAAUUAUAUCGUCGGAGGUCGUCAAAAAUAGAUUUCAUUUUACGAAACCAUGUUACGUAUAGAACUAUAGCCAUAUUUGCUUUACGCUCUGUAGUCUUGGUGCAAGAUGUGAUCGCUCGCAAUCGAAGAGUCGUUUUCGAGUAUUGUAAUACUUGAAAAUCGGGGUAAAAUGGAUCUUAUUUGAUAUGCAUUAAAGUUCAAAUUUGCCUACGAUAUUUAACUCGUGGGUCUUCUCAGAACGUUUGUGAAACAAGAUUCAGAACUGCAGGAUUUGCGACUCUAAAUCGAGCGCAAUCAGGUCCAUUUUACUUUGAAGAGAUACAGAGUUUGAUAUUAACGACUUCCUCGCUUGCGAGUGUGCAAGUUUUGUGCCUAUGGUUUUUUAUUACAUUCUAUCGCACACAAUAUCAAACGAACAACGUCUCGACUCAAGUGCUGAUUCAAAAAUGAGGUUCAAACAACAUAUACCAUUAUUAAAUUGGCAUGGUGGGAAGUUUCUGUAAAAAUUUAGUAAGCACAAUAAUUGCAUGUCAUAUUUUGCAACAAGGAUUUUUCUCAUAUAUUUUUUUAUCAUUAUUUUUAUGGCAUAGUGAAAAAAAAAACUUGCUCAUCUCGGAAAAUGAAUUGUGCAGCUAAUCGAAGAUUGAUCCCAAAUCUAUGACAUGGAGAUCGUAGCGUUUGGCUAGUUAUCAUGUUCAACUCAUUUAAUAACUAUUAAAAUAUAUUGGCAAUUGCAUUUACGAGUAUCUCUCUAAGUGUUUAGAGAAUCUACUUAUGCCGCGUGAACACUAUGCUGUAGGUACAUAUCAUCCAAAAUCAAAACACAUUCGUAACAUGAUAUUGCUGCUUUAAGUUUUAAUGGACAGGGUGAAGCUUUUAUUGUCUUAUAUAUACGUUGUGUGUGCUAAAAUUGUAAAAUAAAAUUGCUUAUCAAUAUUUUAUCCGGCUUCAAAUGUGGGAGAGGAUUAAAAACGUGGCUUGCUUUAAUUUUGUAAUCUACCAAUAAUGUCCUAGUAGAAACUAUUACAAUAAUGUUCUUAGUAAUGGCAUACUUAUGAUUAACUUAAAGUAUGAGUGAUUUAUCAUAAGAAAGAGAUAUUGUCUCGUGAUUUUUGUAAAUCAGAUCCUCAGUGACAAUGAGGAAUAGAAAUGUACCAAACACAGACCCCUGAGAAACUCCGUUUUUCACGACUGUUGGAUCGAUUUCAUAAUGACUUUAAAUCUACUGUCUCUAUUUCUUAGUGGCUUAAUUUAAUGCCGAAUGCUUCGCAUAGAACACAAUUGAAUGCGAACAGUGUACUGAUUCGGUAGGUACUUAUUAUAAUAAGGUGCAGCGAGAGGCAAAGCUAAAUAAAACUAUUAAAAUUGCGUAAGCAGUAGCCAUCUUUUCCUGAAACUUUCUGUUUGGUACAACACUGAGUUAUCAAUUAUAAAUAUUUGUAGUAAUUUUUCACCAAUGGUGCCUGGAUUAGAAAUUAUUUUAUUGUGUCUUAACUUUUCGGUUUUACAAAUAAAUAUUGUAAUCAUAAUAAUAUAUUACUUACUUAUCGCUAUAUAUUAUAGGGUUUAACCACAGAUGUAAAAAUCAUUCUCACUUUAAAAUAGUCGUUAAAUUGUGAUUUUAUUUUUACAUGACAUAAUUUAUUAAAGUAUAUUGACUGAUCA